Molecule: messenger RNA, 420 nt
Organism: Aureobasidium vineae
Lineage: Eukaryota; Fungi; Ascomycota; Dothideomycetes; Dothideales; Saccotheciaceae
Source: the annotation of a GenBank genome assembly
AUGGCCUCUCUGCUCGAGACGCGCCAGCAAAAAGGUCACGGCAGCAUCUUCCUGACGCAGAAGCGACGUGCGCAAACACUCUUCCGACCCUCUUGUGCUAUGCUGACACGUAUANNAGUGACGUUCGACGAGUCAUCUGCCACCAAACCCACCGACUCUCCUCUCGCCGAUCUGGAUCCUCCAUCAGCACCCCUACCUAUUCUCGUUCGCGCGACAGACGGCAACUCGCAAACAAAGGACCGCAAGAAGUCGGACAAGAUCAAGCUGAGCACAGUCGUACAACCUGAUGAUCUGGAAGCCUUCUACACCCGCUACGCAGAAGUCUGUAAGCAGGGCAUGCAGGCAUUGAAGAAGAGAGACCGCAGCAAGAGAAAGAAGCAGAAGCAGGGCAAGAAGAAGGCACAGGACGACAAGAAAUGA